UUAACAUUUUUCGUUAUUGCGCCUGAAAAUAGAUACACGAAGGUAAAAUUUGCAAUGUCUGAUACAACCUUUUCAUCGACUCCGCCAGAACUACACUUAAUAGCCGAAGAAGCAGUCGAUAAUCUGUUACCGCCAAAAUCAAAAGGAGAGUAUGAAAAAGAAUACCUAAAAUUUAAAGAUUGGUGUGGCGCACAAAAUCUGACAGUGAUAAGUGAAAAUGUUUUGUUAGCAUUCUCUACAAUAAUGAGCAAGAGCUACAAAAGUUCUACGUUGUGGAAGAAUUACUCGAUGCUCCGAUCUAUGUUGAAAAUUCGAGAGAAUAUUGAUAUUUCUAAAUUUAUGAAACUGCAGGCAUUAUUAAGACGAACAUCAGUUGGAUAUGAGGCAAAGAAGUCUAAAAUAUUAGAAUAUCCUGAAAUAGAAAGAUUCAUUAAUGAAGCACCCAACACAAAGUAUUUGGCAGCGAAGGUAAUUCUAAUAAUUGGUUAUUUCGGAGCAUGCAGGCGGGAGGAACUAAAAAAUUUGCUUACGGAUGAUAUAGACUACAAGUCCGAUUCAAUUUUUGUGACGGUACCAAAAACCAAAACUAAACGUCCAAGGCUAUUUGCAAUUACAAAUGCAAUGUGGAUAGGCUUAAUCAAGGAGUAUGCUUGCUUAAGACCUGUACAUAUAACUCACAAACGGUUUUUCAUAUUUUAUCGACAAGGGCGUUGCACGGUGCAACCAAUUGGUUUGAACAAAGUAGGCGAGAUGCCCCGAAUUAUUGCAAGAUAUCUCAAGUUGCAGAACUGUGAUGAAUAUUCAGGGCAUUGCUUUCGCCGAUCAGCAGCAUCACACUUGGCGAACAAUGGUGCAGAUAUAAUGACACUGAAGCAACAUGGUGGGUGGAAAAGUUCAUCAACAGCAGAGGGUUACGUUGAUCAAUCUAAAAAAAAAGAAUUGAAGUCGCAGAGUUACUUUCGGUUUCGACUACUAAAUCCGAACAACCUCAAGCUGGACCCUCCACGAAACAAUGUACGUACUGUUACUAGCGGAGAACAAUCCACCCUCGAAUCCACCACUGUUAACUCGUUACAGAAUGUCCCCGGAAUUACUAUAAAUGCAGGUGAACAUUCCACGGUGACUGUUAAAAUUUAUAACAAUUGUUCUUUUAAGAACGAAAGUUAGGUUGAGGUUAGGUAAUUUAAUUUUAGCACAUUUUUAAG
This is a messenger RNA of Photinus pyralis (common eastern firefly), 1205 nucleotides long. RefSeq lists its product as uncharacterized. Bases 55 to 1167 code for a protein of 370 amino acids. Lineage: Eukaryota; Metazoa; Arthropoda; Insecta; Coleoptera; Lampyridae. The record is from RefSeq and is a predicted model, not a curated record. Gene Ontology annotation, molecular function: DNA binding. The transcript is spliced from 2 exons. Gene Ontology annotation, biological process: DNA recombination; DNA integration.